UUCCUCUAUUGCAUGAACUCUGCAAAAAAAAGGAAAUGAAUUAUUACAACUGAAAUAUUCGUACGCAAAGGACGGUGUCAAAAUGUUAAAUACUAUCUGUGACUGGAGUUCGCCCGAAGACGUAGCGAUAGAGUAUCAUAGUUUGGAGGCAAUUCAGAAGAUCAGUUAUUCCGAGCUUAGCGAUGCACAAGUAAAGAUUGAAGCUGUGCUCGCAGGUGCUGUUAAAAAACAUCAAUUUGUGGGGAUAAAUUGUGACGUAAAAGCUCCAAGCAUCCCUGCUCUGAUCUUGGGAAUUCUAUCUCAAGGAUCUGCAUUUGUGAAUUUGCCAUCUACAGGUUUGAGAGAAAUUUCCUCUAGGAUUGGACUUUCCUUUGCAUUUUCUCAAUCAGUACUUUCUGGGGCAAAUCCACUAUGCGAAGUCGACGUACAUGGGGAAACGGUCAAAUUUCUUGAAUUGGAAACUAUCGAUAGCACAAAUAACAUAGACAAGAAUGAAUUCGCGUACGCUAUAACGACGUCAGGCUCAACAGGAAUACCAAAAGUUGUGAAAGUUCCUCACGCUUCUAUAGUGCCUAACAUUUUAGAACUGAAGAAAAUUUUUCGCUUAUCAAAACAUGACAAAAUAGCACAAUUAACCAAACUGACUUUUGAUCCUAGUAUAGUAGAGACGUUUUUGAGCUUGGCUAGCGGCAGUACGCUGUUUAUGGUUUCAAACGAAGUCAUUAGUAGCCCGCAUAAAUUGUUGAACUUGAUUUUUGAGCAUCAAGUUACAUUCUUGCAAACCACACCGUCACUAUGGUUGUACAGGUGGACUGAGCAUCAAUUAGGAAACACAAUCUUUGGUAGGGACAGCAGAUUGAAAGUGUUACUUUUUGGCGGUGAACCUUUGCCUAAAGUCGAUAUGUUCAGAACUAUAAAACACCCAAUUAAUCAGACUAGGAUUUACAAUAUUUACGGCAUAACUGAAGUAUCAUGUUGGGCUAGUAUAAAUGAAAUUAAUAUAAAUUAUAAUGAAGUUGAAACUUCACCUGCAAUCAAUCAAUAUUUGGGGACACCGCUUUCCGAGACCACUUUUCAAGUGAGAAACCGGAAUGGCGAUAUCAUUUGCAACGGCGAAGGCGUCUUAUUCAUUGGAAGUGAUACCAGAGUCUGCGUGAUUGACAACGAAGAUUUGAAAGAUUUGGAAACACCAGUGUAUAGGAAAACUGGAGAUUUAGUUGAAGUAAGAGGAAACAGCGAGGUAUUCUAUAGAGGUAGAUGCGACAGGACUGUUAAAAGGUUUGGUAAUAGAGUAGAUUUAACUGAGCUAGAACAAACGGUGUUGAAAUUGAAUUUUGUGAAAAAUUGUCUGGUAUUGUGGGAUGAAAAACAGCAUAAGCUCUAUCUGUGCAUUUCUAAAUAUGAUAAAUUUACCAACGAAUUGAAAGUGCAAGAAGAACUUAAUAAUGAGCUUUGUAAGCUACCGUCUUUUUAUCAACCAAGCAGAAUAAAAUAUUUCAAUACUUUUCCACUGACUAUAAAUGGAAAAAUCUGCACCAAAAGUUUGAUGAGAACAUUUCAAACUACAGAGGAAGGUCAUGCCCAAAAUAGCCAGGAAGUGAAUGACUCAAAAUUAGUAGGAACAAUAUUAAUGCAACUCUGGAAAAACCAUCUAAAGUCAACAAUCGAUUCUGGAUUUUUGGACUGCGGUGGAAAUUCUAUAAAGGCAAUGCAGAUUGCCAACGAAUUUUCUGCAGCAUCAAAGACAGAGUUCCCUGAAUUAAUUGGUUUGUUAUUAAAAAAUGAAACGCUCGCCAACUGCGUGGAUUAUGCACUUAGAAAAAUCCAAUCUUCUGUGCAAAUAAUUAGUAGUGUAGACAAUAUUGUCAGUUCAAGUUCAAACUACACACAAUUUGCGAUGAAUAAAAAAAGAAAGUAUGAUUUUAUACAGCCCGAAAAAUCUUCACAUCCUAACUUAUGUUUGUGGCAAAAAUGUAGAGGAAGAGUGACUGGAGAGAGUGAUGGAAACCAUCUUCUCCCAAGCACAAAUUUUGGUCUGAAUAUUCCGUCACAAUUAACUGUGGAAUGUACACAAGAUUUGAAGAAAUGUGUUGACGCAUCGCCAAUUAUAUUUAAAUACUCUAGCGGUGAAAUCUAUACAUCUGUAGGUUCCCACGCAGGACUCAUUGUGACUAAACAACUGAAUAGUCAGGAUUCAAUUACUUAUGAAAUGAACCUGCCCGAUAGAAUUGAAGCCUCAGUUCUUGUUCUGGAUGAGUUCAAAGGAAUUGUUGGGUGUUACGACGGAUAUGUGUAUUGUGUGAACUUGAAGAGCGGGCAAAUAAUAUGGAAAUAUAAAACUGGUGACUCUGUCAAGUGCACAGCGGUAGCAAGUAGUGAUGGAAAAAGUGUGUUUGUGGGAUCGUAUGACAAAUAUUUUUACAACAUCUCUAUAAAAGAUGGUAAAGAGAUCUGGAGAUUUAAAGGUAGCGAAGGUAGCAUUUCAGCUACUCCUUGUACCAGUCUGAGGGCAAGUUCAGUUCUGUUUGGAACUCUUGAUGGGACUUGCAUGUCAUUGAACCAGACUUCUGGAGAAGUAAUUUGGAAGUUCAAAUUUAACGAUCCAAUAUUUUCCGCCCCAGCAAUGCUGGAAAAUGAAGACAUCGUGUACUGUAGUGUUUCUGGAGAAAUUAAGUGCUUUAAUUCCGAAACUGGUCACGAGAAUUGGAAUUAUAAAAUUGAUGGCAACGUCUUUUCUCACUUGGUGGUAAGAAAGAAUUGCUGUGUGAACACCGAGGAGCUAAUCAUUGGAUCCAACAAUAAAAGUGUUUACUGUCUCUCCGUACAAACGUUUUCGUCAACCCCGAUUCUGAAAUAUUCAGUUGCUUUUGAAUGUCCAAUAUUCGCGACACCCUACUGUGAAAGAGAUGUUUUAAUCAUUGCCGAUACAGGCGGUGUUUUAAGUUUUAUAAAUGCUUUGAACGGUCAAGUUGUUACCAGCUUGAAAUUGGGUGGAAACGUAUUUUCAUCACCUGUAAUAAAUGGUGAAUUCCUUGUAGUAGGAUGCAGAGACAAUAAUAUGUAUGUUGUGAGAAUAGUUGGAUAAAUGAAAUUUGGAAAAAAAAAGGAAUUGUCUUUGAAAGCGAAGAACGUUGAAGAAAAUAUCCAGAUUGUUUAAUAUAAUAUCAUUUAUUUUCGUAUGCCUGCCAAAUUACAGUCGUAAGUGUUUCAUUUCUCCAACAUUCUGUAGAAUAGAAUCGAUGUCCCAAUGAAUUGGUGUUAUAUCGCAUCAGUUUGUUUUAUACCACGCAGCAUGUAAGCUUGACACACAAUUUUUGGUAAUCAA
Molecule: messenger RNA, 3325 nt
Organism: Diprion similis
Lineage: Eukaryota; Metazoa; Arthropoda; Insecta; Hymenoptera; Diprionidae
Gene: Aasdh
Product: beta-alanine-activating enzyme
Exons: 8
Coding region: 83-3085 (1000 amino acids)
Biological process (GO): amino acid activation for nonribosomal peptide biosynthetic process
Molecular function (GO): protein binding
Source: RefSeq, a predicted model, not a curated record